AUGAUGAAAAUAUUGUCAGUGUUGCUCGCAUAUUCAGGGCUUUCGUUAGCCUUGUCUGAUAAAUUUGAUCCUCAACAACUGAGCUGUCAUGUACCAAAGCAUGACUACAAGCCUCGAAGGACGUACCCACGACCUCAUGAAUAUAUAGAUUUAUUAUCAUUACCACGAGAAUGGGACUGGAGAAAUAUAAAUGGUACUAAUUAUUGUAGUCCAACUAGAAAUCAACAUAUUCCAGUAUUCUGUGGAGCCUGUUGGUCGAUGGCAACAACAAGUGCAUUAGCUGACCGCAUAAACAUCAAAAGGAAAGCAGCCUGGCCUUCAGCCUAUUUAUCACCACAGCAUGUUAUAGAUUGUGGACAGUCGGGUACCUGUUUCGGUGGGGAUCAUAGAGCUGUCUAUGCUUAUGCAAAUCAACAUGGUAUACCUGAUGAAACCUGCAACAAUUAUCAAGCUACUACACAAGAGUGUGAUCCAUUCAACGCUUGUGGAACUUGUACAACAUUUGGAGAAUGCGAAACUCUCCAGAACUAUACUUUAUGGAAAGUAGCAGACCAUGGUGAAGUAAAGGGUCGUUUGAACAUUAUGGCUGAAAUUUACAAGAAUGGACCGAUAAGUUGUGGUAUUGACGCUACAGUGAAAGUACAUGAUUACCAUGGUGGAGUUAUAUCACAGAGAACACCUUUUAAUUUUAUUAAUCACGUGAUAUCUAUAGCAGGAUGGGGUGUGGAUCCGGUAGCUGGUGAAUAUUGGAUUGUCAGAAAUUCCUGGGGAGAGCCGUGGGGUGUAAAUGGAUGGUUUAAAAUUGUAACCAGUGCUGCUCAUAAUGGCGAAGGUGCUAAAUAUAACCUUGGAAUUGAAAAUUCUUGUGCCUUUGGUGAUGUUAUUGUAUGA
Messenger RNA from Lottia gigantea (owl limpet), 891 nucleotides. RefSeq lists its product as hypothetical. Gene Ontology annotation, molecular function: cysteine-type endopeptidase activity. The coding region runs from base 1 to 891 and encodes 296 amino acids. The transcript is spliced from 7 exons. The record is from RefSeq and is a predicted model, not a curated record. Lineage: Eukaryota; Metazoa; Mollusca; Gastropoda; Lottiidae. Gene Ontology annotation, cellular component: lysosome.